UCAAAUCAUUAGCUUUGCCUAUGUCAAUUAAUGAGGUGCCUGUAUUGAGUACAUGUGAAGAUCAAUUCAUAAGCCCAAUAGAAAAUGAAGCUGCUGAAAAGUCAUUGUCAGAUAAAAAUAAUUUAAAAGAUAAUACAGAUAAUACUUCCAUGAUAAUUGACCUUACAAUUGAUGAUUCGUCUAAUAGUCCAUUGUCCAUUACUUUGGAACCAAUUGAAAAAAGAAAAAACUGCAAUGCUGAAGAAUUUUCAAGGGAUGAAGACGGGAUUAUUUUUAAAUUGUCUAAGGAAGUUUUACUUCCUAGUUUAUAUUGGAAGAGUGAACAUCUUAAUUCACAAAAUGCAACACUGUUUUAUGAACAAGACGCUAAUGAUGUAACUGUCAAGAAAGUCUAUUUUGAUAAUAACCUUGUGCCAUCUAUAGAAAUAUAUGGCAAGAAAUAUGAAUAUACAACCCCUAUCACAACAAUGAAAGAGUUGGGCAAUCUCUUAGAAAAAAUCUAUGGAAUUGAAAAAUGUUAUGGUAGGGGUGGAUUUGUGUUUGAGCAAUGUUUAGGGUAUUUUGAAAAUAGUUUAGUUCAAAUGUGUUCUGGCUGUCAAGGGUUGCUAAAAGAUCGAGAUUUUCAAAGAAUGAAAGCAAAAAUUGAAGCUCAAAACAAAAUUUUUGAAAGUUUUAAAAACCAAAUUGCUGAAAAAAGAGAGGUUGUAUUACAACUAAGAAGAGAAAUUGCAGACAUACAAAGAAUUCGUGAACUCAAUGUCACGUUAAAACAAUCAGGAAUUUCUAAAUUAAGCCAUAAAUAAUAUGCAUUGUAUUUGCCAAUUUAAGUCUAUUUAUUGGAUUAUAUAUUAUAGAUUUGAGUUUGUUAAAUCGGUAAAUCUGGGUAUAGCAUUAUUAAAAAAAAAAAUUAUUAUCUUUUAGGUAUUAUAAAAAAUAAUUGUUAGUUAAUAA
Messenger RNA from Acyrthosiphon pisum (pea aphid), 951 nucleotides. RefSeq lists its product as uncharacterized. NCBI's taxonomy places the organism in Eukaryota, Metazoa, Arthropoda, Insecta, Hemiptera, Aphididae. The transcript has 3 exons. The record is from RefSeq and is a predicted model, not a curated record. Bases 21 to 803 code for a protein of 260 amino acids.